AUGAGCCAGCCGCCCGUCCGUCGCUCCAGCCUAGGCAUGUUGCUCCGACGCAGUAAAUCCGGUGACCUGGGGAAGGGCGGUAAGAAAGCCCAAGCCCUGAGGGAGCAGGAACUCGAACGCCAGCGCCAGCAGGCCGCCAUCUCCAGGAAUCCCCCCAAGCUUCCCGACUUUUACAACGCCCACGACCAGCUUCCUCUCUCCAACUCCAUCCCCUCCGACCUGCGCACCGACGCCGGCUCUGUCUACUCCGACGAUCACCGCGGCGGCGGCAUGUACACCACCUCCCGUCCCUCCAUGGAGCCCGCCUACAGCGUCGUCGGCGCUCCCCCCGUCCCUCCCAUCCCCAGCAACGCCUACGACCCCUAUGCUCGCACCGAGAGCAUGACCCAUCGUGGCCGCUACAGCUAUGCCAGCAGUGCCAUCAGCACCAUCAACAGCCCUAGGCGGGUCAGGAGACGCAAGGAUCCCACGCCCUUCAACAUCCUCAUCAUCGGCACACGUGGCGCCGGCAAGACCUCCUUCCUCGAGUUUCUGAAAACCAGUCUAGCGCUCCCUCCGAAGAAACGAUCACGCCGCGGCGAGAUCGAGGAGGAAGCACCCCGAGUGGCUGCGUCGGGUAACUUUAUCCCCCAUUACCUCGAGACGGAAAUCGAAGGGGAGCGUGUCGGCCUUACACUUUGGGACUCGGAGGGUCUGGAGAAGAAUGUCGUCGAUCUCCAGCUCCGCGAGAUGUCGGCCUUCUUGGAAAGCCGCUUCGAGGAAACCUUUGCCGAGGAGAUGAAGGUUGUGCGAUCGCCUGGCGUACAAGAUACCCACAUUCACGCUGCCUUUAUGGUUCUUGACCCUGCCCGGCUUGACCGCAACCUGGCGUCCGCCAAGGUCACCUCAGCCAAUGGCCACGGUGGCAAGCCGCUUCUCAACCGCGUGUCCGGUGGCCUCGACGAGGAUCUCGACCUCCAAGUCCUGCGUACCCUGCAGGGCAAGACGACGGUCAUCCCCGUCGUCUCCAAAGCCGACACCAUCACGACAAAGCAUAUGCAAGUUCUGAAGAAGGCUGUCUGGGACAGCCUGAAGAAAGCUAACCUGGACCCUCUGGAGGCUCUCGGCAUGGGCGACGACGAUGACGACUCGUCGGACCGUAUCGAGGAGGCGGACGAGGACGCGCUCGAGAAUGAUUCCGAUCAGUCCCCCGAAGACGAUGAUCUGCCAAUCCAAGGCGGUGACGAGGCGGUCCGGUCCGUGCCGUCUUCGCCAUCGGCCAAGAGACUGUCCGGCCAAUCCAUCCGCCGCCACAAAGCCAAGGAGGAGGAGAAGCAAGAGAAGGACGAAACUCCCUUCCUGCCUCUUUCCAUCAUCAGCCCAGAUCUGUAUGAGCCUGAAAUUGCCGGACGGCAGUUUCCCUGGGGGUUUGCCGACCCUUAUGACGAGCAGCACUGCGACUUUAACAAGCUCAAAGAAGCCGUCUUCACCGAAUGGCGGGCUGAGCUUCGCGAGGCCAGCCGCGAGCAAUGGUAUGAGGGCUGGAGGACAUCCCGCCUCAAGAGCAGGGAUCCCGCGAACCGCCGGCGAUAGAGCCCUGACGCCUCUCUGGACAAUAAUGGACAACCAGCCAUCCGCGGUUAAUUGGAUCACGAACGCCCUCUCUUGUUUCGCUUUCUUUUUACUUUUUCUCUCCAGAGGGCUGGCGCUUUUCAUGGCCGUACCUUGGCCUUUUCUGACGACGGCUUAUGAUUCCUCGGCAUUUGCAAGAGAACCCCACCGUCGAUACCACAAACAGACCUACUCGAGUCUGCUCCAUCCUUUUCCUUGCUCUCUUUUCCCCUUCUCCUGCAGUUGCCACCGCUUCCUUCACCUGGGUGCCUGGCAACAUGUAGCAUACCCCUUUUUACCUAUCUCAUGCGUUACACUCCUUUCGCCACACAUACUUUGAUGAACUUUACAAAACUGUACGGUCAUAGACGGAUCCCGAACAAAUAGUGCAAACGCCACUCGAUGGAAAGAUGAGGCAGGAGGCCCAUGGUCUCCCUGUCGUCUUGCAGUCGGGAUGAUGCGGUUUGCGGUGGCGCAAGUCAGCCCUCAGGAUGGACGAUGGAAGGGUUGAAAUGGUUGACGGAGUGUAAAAAACAGAGGGCCAGACGGAGGGCCCUGAUAUUUCUCUCCUGUGUUAGUUCAAUUGAGAUGUUUACUC
This is a messenger RNA of Verticillium dahliae VdLs.17, 2188 nucleotides long. RefSeq names its product Sep4b. Gene Ontology annotation, molecular function: GTP binding; GTPase activity; molecular adaptor activity. Gene Ontology annotation, biological process: cytoskeleton-dependent cytokinesis. The record is from RefSeq and is a predicted model, not a curated record. The transcript has 2 exons. Bases 1 to 1572 code for a protein of 523 amino acids. Lineage: Eukaryota; Fungi; Ascomycota; Sordariomycetes; Glomerellales; Plectosphaerellaceae. Gene Ontology annotation, cellular component: microtubule cytoskeleton; septin ring; cytosol.